This is a messenger RNA of Brachypodium distachyon (stiff brome), 3750 nucleotides long. Its product is annotated as pentatricopeptide repeat-containing protein At4g31850, chloroplastic. Lineage: Eukaryota; Viridiplantae; Streptophyta; Magnoliopsida; Poales; Poaceae. The transcript has a single exon. Gene Ontology annotation, molecular function: protein binding. The record is from RefSeq and is a predicted model, not a curated record. Bases 319 to 3627 code for a protein of 1102 amino acids.
GUACUUGGCCUCCCUCUGCCCCAUCUCGCUCGCUUCCGACUUCCCGAGUGACCCAGACCCCUCGCUCCGUGGAUAGUCCCGCCACCCAUCCCGCUGCCGAGCGCCCCAGCCCCCGCUCGUCUUCCUCCUCGCGCGAGCGCCUCCACCGCAGGUUGAUCUCCCCUUUGAUUCUCUCGUUCCCGUCCGUUUCUCCUCCCAUCACCCCACGAACGGAUUCCGCCGUUUAGCUCCCCGUUUCAUAAUCUUCCCCAAUUCGUAACUGACGCAAAAUUCAAUACCUUACCCUACUGGGUCCUCCGCCCGUGGCGGGCGGGCAUCAUGGAGCUGUGCUGCUCCGGAGUCUUAGGCAGCGGCGGCAUCGGCGCCAAGACACCUAUAGCCUCGGGAGUCUUAAGCAGCGGCGGCACCGGCGUCAGGACACCUGUAGCCCGAAAGCACAGGAGUUCCGCUGGGCUGUUGGUUGCUCCGCCCAAGAGGCGGCCAACCAGCCGCCGCGCCGGCUCCAACAAGCUGGCGCCGCCCUGUGACGAACGGGAGGGCCGGCCCGGCGCACAGAACGUUGUCCAUAUGCUUAGGUCGGCUGCCGCCGAUCCGGCGGAAGCUCUCCAGCUGUUCAAGUCCGUCGCGCAGCAGCCCAGAAUCGUCCACACCACGGAGUCGUGCAACUAUAUGCUCGAGUUGAUGCGCGCCCAUGGCCGGGUCAGGGACAUGGCCCAGGUGUUCGACCUAAUGCAGAGGCAGAUAGUCAAAGCUAAUGUGGGUACCUUCUUGACCAUUUUUAGGUCACUCGGCAUGGAAGGGGGCCUCCGGAGUGCGCCGGUGGCCUUGCCGAUGAUGAAAGAGGCUGGCAUUGUCUUGAAUUCGUACACCUACAAUGGCCUGAUAUAUUUCCUCGUCAAGUCUGGGUAUGAUAGGGAGGCGAUGGAGGUGUACAAGGUGAUGGCCACAGAUGGUAUCGUGCCAAGUGUGAGGACAUACUCUGUGCUGAUGUUGGCGUUUGGGAAGAGGGACGUUGAGACGGUUGUUUGGUUGUUGAGAGAGAUGGAGGAUCAUGGCGUGAAGCCAAAUGUGUAUAGCUACACCAUCUGUAUCCGGGUUCUUGGACAAGCUGGAAGAUUUGAGGAGGCGUAUAAAAUUCUUCAGAAAAUGGAGGAUGAGGGCUGCAAACCGGAUGUUGUCACCAAUACUGUGCUUAUACAGAUUCUCUGUGAUGCCGGUCGAGUUAGUGAUGCCAAGGAUGUAUUUUGGAAGAUGAAAGCAAGUGAUCAAAAACCUGAUCGGGUGACAUACAUUACUCUCUUAGACAAGUGUGGUGACAACGGUGACUCACGGUCAGUAAUUGAAAUAUGGAAUGCCAUGAAAGCUGAUGGGUAUAAUGACAAUGUCGUUGCUUAUACUGCAGUUGUGGAUGCAUUGUGCCAAGUUGGGAGGGUCGAUGAAGCUUCAGAUGUUUUUGAUCAGAUGAAACAAAAGGGUAUAGAACCUCAGCAGUAUUCAUACAAUUCCUUGAUAUCUGGGUUUCUGAAAGCUGAUAGGCUUAACCAUGCUCUGGAGCUGUUCAACCAUAUGAAUAUUCAUGGUCCUACUCCAAAUGGCUACACAUAUGUCCUUUUCAUAAAUUACUAUGGAAAAUCUGGUGAAUCUCUGAAAGCAAUUAAAAGGUAUGAGCUUAUGAAGAGCAAAGGGAUUGUUCCAGAUGUCGUUGCUGGUAAUGCUGUUUUGUAUAGUCUUGCUAAGUCUGGUAGGCUUGGAAUGGCAAAAAGGGUCUUCCAUGAAUUAAAAUCUAUAGGUGUAUGUCCAGAUAAUAUCACCUACACUAUGAUGAUCAAGUGUUGCAGCAAGGCGUCAAAUGCUGAUGAGGCCAUGAAGGUCUUCUCUGAAAUGAUUGAAACUAGAUGUGUUCCUGAUGUUCUGGCAGUUAAUUCUUUGAUUGAUACGCUCUACAAGGCAGGCAGGGGUAAUGAAGCUUGGAAAAUCUUCCAUGAACUGAAAGAGAUGAAUCUUGAUCCCACUGAUUGUACUUACAACACACUUUUGGCAGGAUUAGGAAGGGAAGGUAAAGUCAAGGAGGUAAUGCAUUUACUUGAAGAAAUGAACUCUAAUAGCUAUCCACCUAAUUUAAUAACGUACAAUACAGUUCUAGAUUGUCUCUGCAAAAAUGGGGAGGUGAACUAUGCACUGGGCAUGUUAUACAAUAUGACAAUGAAAGGUUGCAUGCCUGACCUUUCAUCUUACAACACUGCUCUGCAUGGCCUCGUUAAAGAGGAUAGAUUGACUGAAGCAUUCAGGAUCUUUUGUCAGAUGAAAAAGGUCCUUGCUCCAGAUUAUACAACACUAUGCACUAUCCUCCCGAGUUUUGUGAAAAACGGAUUAAUGAAUGAAGCUCUGCAUACUCUUAAAGAAUAUAUUCUUCAGCCUGGUUCUAAAGCGGAUAGAUCUUCUUUCCAUUCACUGAUGGAAGGGAUACUGAAGAGGGCUGGAAUGGAAAAGUCAAUUGAGUUUGCCGAAAAUAUAGCAUUGAGUCGUAUUCUCCUGGAUGAUUUCUUUCUGAGCCCAUUAAUUAGACAUCUCUGUAAGAGCAAGAAAGCUCUUGAGGCACAUGAACUCGUCAAAAAGUUUGAGAGUCUGGGAGUUUCACUAAAAACUGGGUCAUAUAAUGCUCUGAUUUGUGGUCUUGUAGAUGAAAACCUGAUUGAUGUUGCUGAAGGCUUGUUCUCUGAAAUGAAGAGGCUUGGUUGUGACCCUGAUGAGUUCACUUACAAUUUGAUUCUCGAUGCCAUGGGGAAGUCAAUGCGGAUUGAGGAUAUGUUAAAAGUCCAAAAAGAGAUGCAUUGCAAGGGAUACGAAUCAACUUACGUUACCUAUAACACAAUUAUUUCAGGUCUCGUAAAAUCAAAAAUGUUGUACGAGGCUAUGGACUUGUACUACAAGCUGAUGAGCGAAGGCUUCUCUCCCACCCCAUGUACAUACGGUCCUCUUCUUGAUGGACUGUUAAAAGAUGGAAAGAUUGAAGAUGCAGAAGAUCUUUUUGAUGAGAUGCUGGAUUAUGGAUGCAAACCUAAUCGCGCCAUCUACAAUAUUCUGCUAAAUGGAUAUCGAUUAGCUGGUAACACAGAAAAAGUGUGCGAGCUCUUCCAGAAUAUGGUUGACCAAGGAAUAAACCCAGAUAUAAAAUCAUACACAGUUCUUAUCGGCGCCCUCUGCACAGCUGGGCGAUUAAAUGAUAGUUUGUCUUAUUUUAGGCAACUGACAGAACUGGGACUUGAGCCUGAUCUCAUCACUUAUAAUCUGCUCAUUCAUGGCCUUGGCAGAUCUGGAAGAUUAGAAGAAGCAGUCUCCCUCUUCAAUGACAUGGAGAAGAGUGGAAUCGCCCCGAACCUGUACACGUACAAUUCGCUAAUUCUCUACCUAGGAAAAGAAGGGAAGGCUGCUGAAGCUGGCAAGAUGUAUGAAGAACUGCUGAAAAAUGGUUGGAAACCUAAUGUUUUCACAUACAAUGCCCUUAUUGGGGGGUACAGUGUUUCUGGCAGUACUGAUAAUGCCUUUGCUUCCUAUGGUCAGAUGAUUGUUGGAGGCUGCCCACCUAAUUCUAGCACUUACAUGCAACUUCCAAAUCAGUUGUUGUAACCAACUAAUUAUUGUAUGGAAACUGUUUUUGUAUAGUUAUGUUUAUAAUGAGAAGGUGAUCAACUGUAGAUAGUAACUAAUAGCGACAUGUCUGAGUUUUCCUAUGGAUCAUAUUCUACACAA